GCUCUGCCGCAUUAGAAAACAACCAAAUCCAAAUUUCAACGCCCGGAUGGGCGGAUGGGAUUACGCAUCUAGGGUUUCAACUUUUCAAGCCCAACCCCGCCAAAAUUCAUAACCCUAACCCUAACCCUAACCCGCAUCCUAUCUCCCUGUCUCUCGCAUACUCUUCGCCGGCGGCAUUGCCCCGCCUCUGCAUGAUUCGGAUUCAGACCCGACCCUCCGCUUUCGGAUCGGGUUCACUCCGAAUUCGAGAGCUCUGUCAACGCCAAUGUCGUCCAAGCCGUCGCUCUCCGCUUCCGCUUCCGCUUCUGGUAGCAGAUCGGAGCAUUCCAAGGAUCCUACGAUGAUUAAACUACCAGAAACAAGUCCGAUUCCCAGGGACAUUUCAUCAGUCAUUGAUUCUUUAAAAAAACAGGCUCUUGCUGACCGGUGUGUUUCCAUAAAGGAUAGAAUGGAAGAAAACAGGCAGAGUUUGGUUGGUAUCACAAAACAUCUUCAUAAAUUGUCAGAGGAAAGAAGAAACAACAGGAAUAGUGAUAUUGACAAAAGUGUAGAUCUAUUAACGAAGAGGCAAAGAGAUGCACUUGAUAUGCAAAAUGGUAAUGAUGCAAAUAAUGGGGAUAAGGCUAGCCAUUGUUCCCAAGAAGAUGGACAUGUGUCUUCAGCAGUUCUCCUAGGAUCUAGUAUUGCGGUCAAGAAUGCUGUUCGCCCUAUCAAACUUACUGAAGUGAAAAGAUUGCCUCCUUAUACCACAUGGAUUUUCUUGGACAGAAAUCAAAGAAUGACAGAGGAUCAGUCAGUAGUUGGUCGUAGGAGAAUUUAUUAUGACCAAACUGGUGGUGAAGCUUUAAUUUGCAGUGACAGUGAGGAGGAAGCUAUUGAAGAAGAAGAAGAAAAGAAAGAGUUUGCAGAUUUUGAGGAUUAUAUACUUCGAAUGACCAUCAAAGAAACUGGUUUAUCUGAUCCUGUGCUUGAGGCAUUGGGGCGGUAUCUUUCUAGAAAACCUUGCGAAGUCAAGGCAAGAUAUGAAAUUCUUAAUAAGGGAGAGAAGUCUGUGGUGGGCUCUAAGAAUGGGGUGAUCGAAGACAUUUCACAAACUUUGACUUCUUAUCUUGAUAAAGAUCUUGAUGCAGCUCUGGAUUCUUUUGAUAACCUAUUUUGUCGUCGAUGUCUUGUCUUUGAUUGUAGAUUGCAUGGAUGCUCACAGGAUCUCGUCUUUCCAGCUGAGAAACAACUUCCAUGGAAUCAUCUUGAUGAGGACAAUAUACCAUGUGGCCCACAUUGUUAUCGAUUGGCUGUGAAGUCUGAAAGCAUUGGUAUGGUGAGCUCUCCUGUGUGUGCUGAUUUUGAAGACAAAACCGCUCCUUCAUCUGAUGGUGCUGGGCCUCAUUUAUCAUCUAGAAAGAACUGUGGUCCAUCUAGUAAAAGGAGGGCAAAGUCCUGCCAAAGUGAAAGCGCUUCAUCAAAUGGAAAAAACAUAUCUGAAAGCAGUGACUCAGAGAUUAGACCGAAGCAGGACACCACCUCUACUCAUCACUCUUCAUCCCCACCCAAGACUAGACUUGUUGGAAAAUGUGCAAUUCGUAAGAGGAACAGCAAGCGAGUUGCUGAGCGUGUUCUGGUUUGCAUGCGGAAAAGGCAGAAAAUGGUGGCUUCGGAUUCUGAUUCCAUUUUGAGUGGACGGCUUUGGCCUAGAGAUAUGAAACUUAGAUCUAAUUCACGUAAAGAGAAUGAAGAUGCUAGUUCUUCUUCACUGAAAAAGGUGAAACCUUCAAUCACUGGAAGGUCUAGGAGGAAGUGUUCGCCAGUCCAGGACAGUAACAAAUUGGUUGAAGGUGAAGUUCCUGAGGGCCAAAUGAACGAGAUGAUUAAUGAUCCGCCUGCAAGUAGCAGUGAUGACACAUUGAGGAAAGAAGAAUUUGUAGAUGAAAGCAUGUGUAAACAAGAAAGAAGUGAUGAUAAAUCCUGGAAAGCAAUUGAAAAAGGCUUUUUUGAGAAAGGUGUAGAAAUUUUUGGCAGGAACAGCUGCUUAAUAGCUAGGAACCUUCUCAAUGGUAUGAAGACAUGUUUGGAGGUAUUUCAAUUUAUGAAUUGCUCUGAAAAUAAGCCAUUCUUCCGAGCUGGGGAUGGUUCCAAUUCUAUGGUUGAAGGCUAUUCUAAGGUUGACUUUAAUGAAACUAUGGGUAAUGAAGUAAGAAGAAGAUCAAGAUUUUUACGCAGGCGGGGUAGAGUUCGCCGCUUGAAGUAUACUUGGAAAUCUGCCGGUUACCAUUCAAUUAGGAAACGGAUAUCUGAGAGAAAAGAUCAGCCUUGUCGGCAGUACAACCCAUGUGGUUGCCAAUCUGCAUGUGGAAAGCAGUGUGCUUGUCUUCUAAAUGGGACAUGCUGUGAAAAAUACUGUGGAUGCCCUAAGAGUUGCAAGAAUCGAUUUAGAGGUUGCCAUUGUGCCAAAAGUCAGUGCCGAAGUCGUCAAUGUCCAUGCUUUGCGGCAGACAGGGAAUGUGAUCCAGAUGUUUGUCGGAAUUGCUGGAUCAGUUGUGGUGAUGGUACUCUUGGUGUACCAAGCCAAAGAGGUGAUAAUUAUGAAUGUAGAAAUAUGAAGCUUCUUCUCAAACAGCAACAAAGGGUUCUGCUUGGGAGGUCUGAUGUAUCUGGUUGGGGAGCGUUCUUAAAGAAUAGUGUGGGCAAACAUGAAUAUCUUGGUGAGUACACUGGAGAACUGAUUUCACACAGGGAAGCAGAUAAGCGUGGAAAGAUUUAUGACCGUGAAAAUUCUUCGUUUCUCUUUAAUCUGAAUGAUCAGUUUGUUCUUGAUGCCUAUAGAAAAGGUGACAAAUUGAAGUUUGCCAACCAUUCUCCAGAUCCUAAUUGCUAUGCAAAGGUGAUUAUGGUCGCAGGGGAUCACAGGGUUGGCAUAUUUGCCAAGGAACGGAUUAGCGCAGGAGAGGAACUCUUUUAUGAUUACCGUUAUGAGCCAGAUAGAGCUCCUGCAUGGGCUAGGAAGCCAGAGGCGUCUGGUGCGAAGAAAGAGGAUGUUGCUCCUUCUAGUGGCCGUGCUAAAAAGCUUGCUUAAUCAAUCAUUUAUUUCAAUCUUGAUAAUAUUUUUGUCAUUCUUUUACACGCAGAAACAUCAUUCUCAUUGGCCUUAGAGGAAAGGUGGAUUCUUAGCCAUUUUGUCAUUUAAGGGACGAUUGUCUAUCUCCAUUGAUAGGGAACUUGGACUAGAUUUUAAAUUCUACAUAUUCUACUGAACUUUCUGACAGAAAAUUUUCAUGUAAGAGGGAAAAUGGAUGAAUACAUGACAUGAAAUGUUUCCUGUGAA
Vitis riparia (riverbank grape) is the source of this 3319-nucleotide messenger RNA. Its product is annotated as histone-lysine N-methyltransferase CLF. Gene Ontology annotation, biological process: chromatin remodeling. Gene Ontology annotation, molecular function: protein binding; histone methyltransferase activity. The record is from RefSeq and is a predicted model, not a curated record. Gene Ontology annotation, cellular component: PcG protein complex. The transcript is spliced from 17 exons. The coding region runs from base 266 to 3070 and encodes 934 amino acids. NCBI's taxonomy places the organism in Eukaryota, Viridiplantae, Streptophyta, Magnoliopsida, Vitales, Vitaceae.